UAGUUCAGAUAAGCUGUGGGAGCCACUGGUAGAAAAUCCCAGCACAGAAACUUCUUUUCAGCUGUCCAGUGAGCGCACACCGAUAGCUCCACGCAAAAAGCAUUUUCACUUUAACAGAGCUUUGAUUAACCACUCUGCUACGACAGAUUUUUAAUGCCUGCAGAAGCAUGCAACACCCACUUCUGGCAUGUGGAGCAGCCCAGCCUGUAGUGAGACAUGUGACCAUCAGGACAUUUUAUCUGCAAGCCAAGUAACUCAGUCAAUAUUUGCAAGGUCUGGGAGGAAAACUUUAACUGCUUUAUUUGACGUAAUGCCGCUAAUAACAUCAGAAGAACCUGAUGCUCCUUUUAUUUCCAUUGUCUUUGCAUGACAGAUGUUUCUGGCAUCUGUAUCUGAAAAUGAAGGACAGACUGGAAGAGUUUAGAACUAGAGUGAAAGAAGAUGAGUUACUCGACUUUGAAGAGAACUUGGUAUUUGACAAUCCUGUCUAUCAAGAAACAGAGAAUCAUGAAAUGGACAAGUUUUUUCAGGAGGUAUCUGGGCUUUCAGUUUCACUAAAGGGUCUGACAGAUCUUGCCAGACUCAUUGAGAAAAAACAGGGGGAUGUCCUUUGCAGCACCACGGAGACAGACAUUUAUGAAGGAAAGAAAGAGUUAAGUAAAAUGAAAACUACCUUCAUUUCUGAUGCUACAGCAAUUCAGUCUCAGCUUAGCAAAAUGAAGGCAGCUUUGGCUGAGGACAGUAAAAACUGGAUGGCAGAGUACCGCAUCCGUCAAAGCCAGUUCAGCGCCUUAGCAAAUCGAUACCAAGGAGUUAUGACUCAACAUUACAUCAACGAGACAAAGUACGUGGGGAUGCUGAAAGAACAGAUUAUGAGGCAGGCAGAACUGGCUGGAUUGGAUCUUCAGGAGGAUGACAUCAAUCAAUUAAUAGGCAGCCAAAUGGCUCCACAAAUUGUUGGAAAAGAUUUAGAAAUCCUCAAAGCCAAACAACACCUUGCCAUGGCCCAACAGAGACAUAAACAGCUUAUGGACCUUGAAGUCCAGAUUACUGAACUUCACUUGAUUUUUAUGCAGCUGGAAAUGUUAGUCUCAGAGCAGCAGGAUAUUAUCAAUAACAUCGAGUUCAACGUGAUACACACUCAGGAAUACAUAUCUCAGUCUAAUGAAGAAGUCAAGAAAGCGAUCAAAUACCAGAAACAAUCACGUGUAGCUGCUGCCGUCUCAGCACUGCUGGGCCUUUGUGCUUGUUGCACCUGUCUUGCUUGUCUGCCUGGAGUCUCAAAGUAAAACCAAUCAUAAACAGUCCAAAUAAUGUUGGUCUUUUAGCUGUUUAUUCACUUAAAAGUGAGAUGUAUGACUCCAACAAGGUGGUUUCUACCUGUAUGAAGCUAUUUCACUUCUUUAGCCUUGGAAUGGGACUAUCCAGAUUGCUUAGGACCUGGAAUUUUGUGGAUAAGGGAUCUUUCUGUAAUUUGGAUCACCAUGCCUGAAGUCUCUAAAAAAUCAUUUAAACGUGAAAUAAACCCAAUAGGAUUGGUUUGCCUCCAGUAAGGAUUAUUUAUAUCUUAGUUACAGAUCUAUUAUCUAUUAAGGGACAAAUACAAUAUGAUCCUUCCUAUGUUAGUCCAGCUAUAGUGUAACAAUUUGUGAUGUGCCAACAAAAGAGUAAAAUAUGUUCAGUAUGAUGCAGUUUGGCAAUAUGAUUAGAGUAUUUCAAGUUACCAUGGUUACGGUGAUAGAAACAGUUACACAAGAUACAUAUGCCAACUCUGCUUUUUAUUAAAGACACAUAAUGAGGUUACCAGAGUGAGCCCGAAUGCAAUGCUGAAGUAGAGAAGUAGCAGUAAUUAUAUCUGACGCAGAACUGCAUGAGUUAACAUAGGUCUAAUGAGGCGCCAAGGGGUAAAACAGGGACUAUUACUUUGUAAACAGAGGUGUCUACCUCUUCCACAGUCAUGGCUGUUAAAUAACCUCCCUCUUACUAGGUUACUAGGUUACACUGAUUCGUUAUGUCUUUUAUCUCUGUUUAUGUUUACAUGAAAGGAGAGGCCUAACAAGUGUAAGGCUGAGGUAUCCCUUAAAUAAGAUAUUUUGAUAACAUAACUUAUUUGUAGAAUAGACAGGAACUUUAUAGUGCAUGUUUUAUGAUAUAAUAUUAUGCUUAUAUUUUAUUCCUAUGGAAAUUCUCAGUUUAAAGCACCAGUGUAAAUUGAAUUUUAAUAGUGUAGAUAUAUACAGUAUAUAACAAUGCAUGCUGUAUAUAACACAAGGACUUUCUGACACAGUGGUGUAAAGCCAGUUGCUGUAAUACUUAUUAUACUGUGUAUGUAAUAUAUAUUUAUAUUUGGGUGCAUAUUUAAAACGUGUCCUUAAUCAAUGAGUCCUUUUCUGUCUUGAGAAAAGUAAUAAACAAAACAUGUUGUAUUAAAUCUU
Molecule: messenger RNA, 2435 nt
Organism: Xenopus tropicalis (tropical clawed frog)
Lineage: Eukaryota; Metazoa; Chordata; Amphibia; Anura; Pipidae
Product: provisional ortholog of syntaxin 3
Exons: 2
Coding region: 339-1289 (316 amino acids)
Biological process (GO): intracellular protein transport; vesicle-mediated transport; membrane fusion
Cellular component (GO): membrane; cytoplasm; plasma membrane
Molecular function (GO): SNAP receptor activity
Source: RefSeq, a predicted model, not a curated record